Molecule: messenger RNA, 1583 nt
Organism: Polyodon spathula (Mississippi paddlefish)
Lineage: Eukaryota; Metazoa; Chordata; Actinopteri; Acipenseriformes; Polyodontidae
Product: enkurin-like
Exons: 6
Coding region: 648-1298 (216 amino acids)
Cellular component (GO): acrosomal vesicle
Molecular function (GO): calmodulin binding
Source: RefSeq, a predicted model, not a curated record
CAGGACACGGUCGUUUACAAUUGUGAAACUAGUUAUACUAUUGGGGUCGAUGUUUUCCACAGACGAAAAUAGAUUUUUGUUUUUUUGUUUUUUUCAAAUUUCGGAUGUACGUUAUAUUGUUACAAACAAUAAUCAAACAAGGUCGUGCAAAGCUAUUUAAAAACGGAGUUAUUGUUUUACUAGCACUGUGAUAGUGUUGCCUGUGUAUACUAACGACACAACAUUAAAUAGUCCACCAGAUUUCAAAUAAAAUAACAAGGGAAAUGAAAAAAAAAUACCCCAACAAAAAAAACACGCUUUCUUCAUUUCAAAAAGGUUAUAUUUUUGUAGCUAAAGAUUAUUUUUGGUUUACCUAAAACAACAAAACGGAGAUACUACGACAAAACACUUUCUAAUACUUUAUGAUGAUAAGUACCGGUUGGUGAGCAAAUCUCCGUUACGUCAACUGUAACAUAGCAACACUAUUCUCCUUUUUCAUAUUAAUUUUCAGGUGUUAAAAUAUAUAUAUAUUUUUUUGAUAUAUGCGCUUCGCUACAUUCAUGCUGAACACAUGUGACAGUAUCUGACCUCAGAUGAUCUGACACACAUCAAAGUUUCGGGAAACUGUCAAAGAAGAAACCCAAAGGCACAAAGCUCCAAACAAAACCAUGGGACCAGUUAAAGUAGAUGUCCCUUCUCCAGAAAAGUUCUUGCAGAAACACUCAAAGGAACCAAAACUUGCUGACACUACUGAAGGUGGACUACUUGAGAAACCAUUAAAAAAGCUGUGUGGUGAUCAGAAGAAACCUCGAUUACCACUCAGAACUGAUCACCCAGUCAUGGGGAUUCAGACCAAGAAGAACUUCAUCAAAACCAACGCCGUUGAAACUAUUAUGUCAGUGCCAAAGAAGCCCCAACCAAACUAUGUGGACACAAGAAGAGGAGACAAGCAACUUCUGGACACUUCAGGGCUUGUUCCAAAAUUCACAAAUAAAAAGGACUAUGGACAGACUCCUGAAUAUCUGAUAAAGCGAAAUGAAGAGGUGCAGAGGGCCCAGGAAGAGUAUGAUGCAUAUAUAAAGGAGCGGAUUCGACAAGGAUCAAUGAAGCAGCUCUCUGAUGAAGAAAGGGAUGCAGUUCUCCAGGGUCUAAAGAAGAACUGGGGGGAGCUCCAUCACCAAUACCAGGGCAUCUCUGUAGUCACUGACACAACACCAAAAAAGUACCGCAAGGAAAGACUGGAGACAGAGAUGAAACAGCUGGAGAAAGACAUUGAUAUGAUUGAGAGACACAAAACGAUCUACAUUGCAAAUAAAUGACUUUCCAGAGGGUUCUGUGUUAAAUAAGUGUCGUCAUGUGUAAUAAUAAAUCAUAGAAUCUAAAUUAAAUACAUUUUCUUUUAAAUAAAUGAUACCACCUAUUGUUACAGUCAAGUAUAUUUUAGAAAUUUGCAUACUGGUUGUUACAUAGAUACUGCAAGUGGGAACCAGAUGAACCAUUAUUUAUAACCAUGUUUUCAUUGUAUUCUCUUUCUCUAACAUUGGUUAGCCAGUGGUAUGCAACCAACAAAUGACUACACAGGGGAUGCAAUCAGUAACAUAUUA